Sphenostylis stenocarpa is the source of this 1644-nucleotide messenger RNA. The record is from the annotation of a GenBank genome assembly. NCBI's taxonomy places the organism in Eukaryota, Viridiplantae, Streptophyta, Magnoliopsida, Fabales, Fabaceae.
AUGGAAGAUUCGGUUAAAGAUGCAACUAAGUCUGAUUCUGUUCAGCAACAGAACAUGAUUAUGUCACUAGAUGAAAUGAUAGAGAGGGGUUUGGGAAACUUUGGGUGGACACAGUUCCUUCAAAGCAUCCUUGUGUCAGUGGCAAUGUACUUCGAUGCACAGCAAUUAUUCAUAGCAAUCUACACUGAUGAUUACCCAACAUGGCACUGCACCAACCACAGCACAACAUGCACCUCACAUUCUGACAUCUGCAAGCUCCCAAAGUCAUCUUGGGCUUGGGAUGGACCUUCUUCUAAGACAAUCAUAUCACAGUUUGGCCUUGAAUGUGCCAGCAACUUCAUCACAGGUUUACCCCAAUCCUCUUUCUUCAUUGGUUGCCUUCUUGGUUCCUUCCUCUUAGCCUCCUUGGCCGAUUCAUCUUUGGGAAGAAAGAACAUGAUCAUUCUUUCUUGUUUAUCAAUGUCCAUAAUGUCACUCAUCAUCAUCUUCUCCACCAACGUUUGGAUCUACUCGGCCUUGAAAUUCUUCAUUGGGUUUUGUCGAUCGUCAAUUUCAACAUGUUGCUUGGUGUUACUCACGGAGAAAGUGAGCACCAAGUGGAGGUUCACAGUGGGGAUUAUAGAGUUUUUCUUCUUCACAUCAGGGUGCAUGUUCUUGACGGGUGUAGCUUAUGCCAACAGAAAUUCGCCAUGGAAAUAUCUUUACUUGUGGACUUCGGUUCCUGCUAUUUCUUACUCUCUCAUUGCUUACCUUUUUGUCACCGAGUCUCCAAGGUGGCUUCUCAUGCAAGGUCGAGUGACAGAAGCAAUGACAAUGCUUAAAGGAGUUCCGGAAAAUGUAGCAAAUUUAACUGGAAACCUACCAAAAGAGCCUCCUAAACAAUCGGCUUCACACCAACAAAGAUUAAGUCUAGCAGAAGAAAUUAGUGUUUCACCAACAGAUAUGUCCACAGUUGGUACUCUAUCAUGUACAGAACAGAGAUAUCUUGAAAGGAGAGAAAACCAAAAAGAAGGGGUUUCAUUUUCUCAACUCUACUCAUCAAUAGCAAUGUUGUUCAAAACAAGUUGGGCUACAAAACGAAUGGUGUCAGUUAUGGGGCUAGGUUUAGGCAUUGGAAUGGUGUAUUUUGGCAUGCCACUGGCAGUGGGAAACUUGGACUACAACAUUUACCUCGCAGUUGUGUUCAAUGCCUUGAUGGAAAUACUCUCUUGCGGGGUGAUCUAUUUCUUGGGAAACUGCUCAAGAAAGUUAUCCAUUCUUGCAUUCUCACUAGGCAGUGGGAUAUGUAGCAUAGUGUGCGUGGUCAUACGCAGUGGACCACAAAGUGUUAAGGUGUGGCUGGCAGUGGCAUCGUUUUUCUGUGCAUGCACUGCUUUCAACGUGUUUCUCAUAUUCAUCAUAGAGCUGUUUCCGACAUGCGUGAGGAACACUACAGCAUCACUUGCGAGACAAGCUGUGAUGUUUGGUUGCAUUUUCAGCCCGUUUUUGAUAUCUGCGGGGAGGAAGAACGACCUUUUCUCUUAUGGGGUGUUUGGAGUGGUUAUAAUUUGCUCCACUUUCACCCUGUUGGGUUUGCCAGAGACCAGAGGAAUGGCUCUUUCUGAUACCAUGGAUCAACAAGAGAAGAAGGAAACACCCCUCUGA